This is a messenger RNA of Penicillium longicatenatum, 801 nucleotides long. RefSeq names its product WW domain-containing protein. The coding region runs from base 1 to 801 and encodes 266 amino acids. The record is from RefSeq and is a predicted model, not a curated record. The transcript has a single exon. NCBI's taxonomy places the organism in Eukaryota, Fungi, Ascomycota, Eurotiomycetes, Eurotiales, Aspergillaceae. Gene Ontology annotation, molecular function: protein binding.
AUGUCUGAUCAGUCGCGUGCUUCCCUUAAUGCCCAAGAGGAGCGCGCGGGAAGUUUAACCGGCUCGCCGCAAGAGAAACUCGAAACUGCGACAGAAAAGGAACAACACGAGCAGGAACAGGACACAGUGGAACAGAAAGAGGAGGAAGAAUCACCGCACAACCAAAAUGAAGAAGACACAGCUGCUGCGCCUCCAUUACCUGACGAGGUCCCCCCACCACUUCCCGACGAAGCACCGCCUGGCCAGACCAAUGACGAUGGAUGGGAGCCCGUGUGGGAUGCCACAUCGCAAGCAUAUUAUUUCUACAACCGACUCACAGGACUCUCGCAAUGGGAGAACCCCCGUGUACCUGAACAGCCAGCAGCUCCCGACACAGAACCCACCGAGAACCAAGCAGAACCCCCGAGAACAAAGUCGCCUGUGCUUGGUGGAUAUAACCCUGCUAUCCACGGGAGUUAUGACCCGACAGCAUCGUAUGCGCAGCAAUACGAAGAGACACAAGACCUGAAAGCACCCGUGGUUGACCCGACUGCCGCUUAUGCUGCCGCUGGAACCUUCAACCGGUUUACUGGUCGAUGGCAGGCACAGUCGAUCAACCCGGAAAACCACAACGACGAGAACAAGUCUCACCGCCAGAUGAAUGCGUACUUUGACGUCGAUGCUGCGGCCAACGCACACGAUGGUCGGAGUCUGCGGGCUGAGCGAAGCGCUAAGAGACUGAGCAAGAAAGAGCUGAAAGAGUUCAAGGAAAAGCGCCGAGAGAAGAAGGAGGAAAGGCGGAGAGCAUGGUUACGGGAUUGA